CGGAGCUGCUGCCGCUCGCUUUCCCGGCAGGCCCUGCUGGUGCCCUGCCAUCCCCCAGCAGUCGCCGCGAUGGCAGGAGGACGGGAGAGAGUCGCUCACUUGCUGAGGCAGCUGCAGCGCGCAGCAUGCCAGUGUCCCACUCAUUCCCACACUUACUCUCAAGCUCCUGAACAUGCUGCUUUGAGGAGAACAGACUAUGCUUUUGAGAUGGCUGUGUCAAAUAUCAGAUAUGGAGAAGGUGUUACUAGAGAAGUAGGCAUGGACCUGCAGAAUCUGGGUGCUAGAAAAGUUUGUGUGAUGACAGAUAAGAACCUCUGCCAGCUCCCUCCAGUAAAAGCAGUAUUGAAUUCCUUGACAAAAAAUAGAAUCACUUUUCAAAUGUAUGAUGAUGUCCGGGUGGAGCCAACGGAUCAGAGUUUCAUGGAUGCCAUCACAUUUGCUAAAAAGGGGGAGUUUGAUGCCUAUGUUGCUGUGGGCGGUGGUUCUGUAAUAGACACUUGUAAAGCUGCCAACCUGUAUUCAUCCAGUCCUGAAUCAGAUUUCUUAGAUUACGUCAAUGCUCCCAUUGGAAAAGGAAAGUCUGUUACUGUGCCUCUCAAGCCAUUCAUUGCAGUUCCCACGACAGCUGGAACUGGAAGUGAAACCACUGGCAUUGCCAUUUUUGAUUACAAAGAACUAAAAGUAAAAACUGGCAUUGCUUCUAGAGCCAUUAAGCCCACAUUGGGUAUGAUUGAUCCUUUGCAUACAAUCCAUAUGCCAGAGCGAGUAGUGGCCAACAGUGGCUUUGAUGUGCUUUGCCACGCACUAGAAGCGUACACUGCUCUUCCUUACAAGAUGCGCAGUCCCUGCCCUUCAAAUCCAAUCAACCGGCCUGCUUACCAAGGCAGCAACCCUAUCAGUGAUGUCUGGGCUGUCCACGCACUGCACCUUGUGGCAAAGUAUUUGAAAAGAGCUGUCAGAAUGCCAGAUGAUCAUGAAGCAAGGGCUAACAUGCACCUAGCAAGUGCUUUUGCUGGCAUCGGCUUUGGCAAUGCUGGUGUUCAUCUUUGCCAUGGAAUGUCUUACCCUAUUUCUGGUUUGGUGAAGAGUUACAAAGCAAAGGAUUAUAAUGUCGAUCAUCCUCUGGUGCCACAUGGUCUUUCUGUGGUACUCACCUCCCCCGCAGUAUUUACUUUCACAGCAGAGAUGUGCCCCGAACGGCACUUGGAGGCUGCAGAGAUACUAGGAGCUGACAUCCGCACUGCCAAAAUCAAAGAUGCUGGGCUUAUUUUGGCAGACACGCUCCGGAAAUUCUUAUUUGAUCUGAAUGUUGAUGAUGGCUUAGCUGCAAUUGGUUAUUCUAAAGCCGAUAUCCCUGCUUUAGUGAAAGGCACUCUCCCUCAGGAAAGAGUGACUAAACUAUCACCUCGUCCCCAGACCGAAGAAGAGCUAUCUGCCCUGUUUGAGGCAUCCAUGAAACUUUAUUAGUUUAAAUAUAUUGCAUGUUCUUUAAUAAUAAAAACUAACAUGGAGGUAAUUUUCCACAGACAUGGUCUAAACCAGUUCAGAUAAUGAAGGAACAUGGAACUCUGAUGCUUGUAUUUUACAAUCCACUGCCAAAAGGUCAGGUAAUUCAUGUUCAGUUCAACACUGUUUUUGUGAUUUAGGGGUUGAUUGUGUAAUCAAAGGGACUACUCAUGUAAAGGUUGUUGGCUCAGAUCUUAAGCUUUGCAGAGGACUUUCUCUUGCUUGAGAGCUGGACAAAAAAUGGAGAUAAUUUGUCCUGGAAAUUUUUUUUAAAUGUUCAGGGGGUGAAUUUUAUCUUGUAUUAUAAUUUUCUAUGACUAUUUUUGUCUUUAAAAAAAACCCAAAACUAUAAACUGUGUAGGAAAAACAGGCCACUCCUCCUCAGGCAAUAUUCUCAAACACAAAAUUUGAACCUGCUCAAUUCAGAAGGUUCACCUUAUGAUUUUUCUACUGUCUCAUUCAAUUUGGGGCCUGAUACAAAGAUGGUUAACAUCAUGGGUAAAACAAAUAUGUAACUUAUUAACAAGUCUGGAAAAGGCUUCACAAAACUUUUGUUUCACAGUAUUUAUUUUUAAAGUGGCUUGCUAGGCAUUUUUGUCUUUUCAUUCAGAAGUUAUGCGUGGGAAUAAGUUUGCUUGUUCCGACAGACUAACUGAUUACCUGUCAACUGAAAAAGCAAACUGGCAGAAGGGGGAUAAAAUUCAAAUGUAAGUAUUAAAAUCUUUUAAAACUUUCCUGGAUUUUUCACCCUCUGUUGAGCCCCUUUGGGGUAGUGAGAUUUGCUGCCUGCAUAGCGUAGCAUAGUAUUUGCUGCCUCACACAGCAGUAUUAUACAGAGAAUAUUGGAAAACGGGAAAAUUUAUUUUGAAGAGAUUUUUAAAGUUAUUUCUGUUUUGUGGAGUUUUAAAUGAACCCAUUUACUGGUUUUGACAAAAACUCUGUGACUUUUAGUAUUGCUAUUUUAAUCAAUAUUUUAUCAAACUUUUUACCAAUUUUUUAUUUAUUGAAAGCCAUGUUGUCUUACUGAAAACUGGGUUUUCUGUAAAAGAAAAAUAUCAAUAAUUUUGAAAACAAUUUUGAUAAAAAUAGCAAUUAAAAAUGUUGCAGAAAGUUUUUUUUCACACAAAAUAGAAAAUUUUGAUAAUGUUGACAAAUUUGUCAGAAAGUUUUCCAAAAAAGAUCAGUUUUCAAAAAUUUCUUAAGCAAAAAAUAUCAACCAUUAUAAGAUGUUUUCUCUGUACUAGACAGGGCUUUAAUGUCAGUCAUAGUCCCAGUUUGCUUCAGCAAAUUCUGGAAGUUGGCACAUGUCUAUAUCACAGAAGAGAGAGAAGGGUUUUUUUUAAUUGAAAAUUAUUUCUAUUAGGCACAGAUUUCAUUGGCAUUGUACUGCAACACCGGCAGCAGUAUAUACAAUACUCAGACUGUAUUAAUGUAAAACAAAUUCUGAUGUCUUUUAAAUUCUGUUCAGGCACCAAUUUCAUGCAGUUGCCAUAGCACAAGCUUGGUGUAGGAAAAGCAUAACAUGCUAGUUAGUUCCUUUACUCAGUUACUUUUACUCUUUGCCUCAUUAUGGUUCUGUUCUGCAGCCACCCCACAUGCAGCUCUUCCACUGAAGUAGAGGAAGGAUGUCUUGUACAUUUAUGACUAUUAAUCUUGGCUCAAUAAGACUGGUGCCUUCCAACCACAUGUUAGGACCUUAUGAUGUAAAUAUAUUGGAUGUGUGGUUUUUAGGUCCCUUUAGUGCUCGGUACAAGGUUGGAUGGAUAGCGAUGGAGACUGAAGGUCCUCUGUCUAUCCACUGAAUGGGUAAAGCAUGGACAGUGGUUAUACAGACAGCUCUGCCAAUAUCCCUCAGCCUAUUCUGAGAAGCUAAUUCAUUUUCCCUGUCACUCCAUAUCCAUUACCUCCUUGCUCAUUCUAGUGAAAAUGCCAACAAAAGCCUCAAUUGUGAAAGCUGGUUUCACAAUGUGUGGAUUUUAUUUUCUAUAUUACAGUGUUAUCUCAACAAAGACUCACCCUGCACUUUACCUUUUUGUUGCAUCUUUUAUAUAUAAUUUCUGUUCUCCCUCUCUGUGAAGUUUCAUCUUUGUGCAAUAGAAAUGGUACAGUGCACUGAGGAGACAAUUUUUGUGGAAUCUAUCUUCUAGCCAGACAUUUUGGAAUUGGAGGGGAUGUAGCUUCUUCCAAUUGAACAGCGGAUGAGUUUGUUAGGUAUGUUAUUUCUCCUGAGUGUUUUGAUGGGUAAGAAGGGAAAGUGGGUCUUUCAUUCUAUCAUGGUUCUUAUUUACCAUUUAUAUUGGUAUGUGAGUAAUUAGUAGAAUGGCUUCACUACUAAUAGUACUUUACACUUACAUAUAACCCCUUUAAUUGAAGGAACUCAAAGCAAUUUACUAACAUUCGUGAAUUAAGCCUCACAACACCCUGUGAGGUAAGCUAGUAUUAUUACCCCUAUUGUAUAGAUGAGGAGACUGAGGAACGGAGCAAUUAAGUGACUUGUCUAAGGUCACACAGGAAGCUUGUGGCAGAGUCAGAAAUAGAACCCAAGUCUCCUGACACCUAGUCUUACGCAUAUCCAUAAGACCAUCCUUCUACUACUAAUUAUUAGCCAGUGCUGAAAACUGUGAGAAGAAUCAAGAGAUGAAUCCAUCCCAUUCAAAUAAUAACAGUUUGACAGUGCUCGUGGUGUUAAAUCCAGAACAG
This is a messenger RNA of Terrapene triunguis (Three-toed box turtle), 4206 nucleotides long. RefSeq names its product alcohol dehydrogenase iron containing 1 (gene ADHFE1). The record is from RefSeq and is a predicted model, not a curated record. Lineage: Eukaryota; Metazoa; Chordata; Testudines; Emydidae. The coding region runs from base 70 to 1467 and encodes 465 amino acids. Gene Ontology annotation, molecular function: alcohol dehydrogenase (NAD+) activity; metal ion binding. The transcript has 14 exons. Gene Ontology annotation, cellular component: mitochondrion.